UACUCUAACAUAAGUGCAAAGAAGAAGAACUUAAGGAAAAACUUAUUGACAACGAUUGUGGUGCCUUAUCUUUGCGAUGUUGAGAGAGGAAAAUGCUGGCUGAAUGAAAACCAGAAAAAUUUAGUGACUUUCUUUAUUCCCAUAAAGCUUUUGCCAAAUAAACAACCCCCCACAGAAAUAGAAAUGAAGGAAUUUUAUUCCCUGAUGAAUAAGAAGAAACUGCAAAUGGAUAACUCUGAUUCCAACAAGUUAAGUCAAACAGCGCAAGACCAGAAUGUCACUUCUGAUGUCCACAGACGAAGAAAGAGAGACACACAAUAUGCUGAAGGGAAUGACGGUCCUCAGCAGUACUGGGGCAAUCAAGGCGAAAAUGAAAACGAGCAAUUACUCCGCGCUCAAAGAGAUGUACCCAGCACUUCCACAGAACACGAACCAACGAGCACUGAAGGACGAACGCAAAGGAACGCCGACCUCCAGUCAAGUAAGCAGUCAAAGCGAUCCGCAGAAAUGGAAGAAGACGAAGCAGAUGAAAAUGACUUAGUCUCGCCAUCACCAGAUGAAGAUUACCAAGACGAGGAAGAAUCGGAUUACCAACCAGAGAAGCGAUUUGCUGGACCGGAAACGACAGGGACAACUCCAAACUAUGAAGAUUCGUCAACUAAAAACCCAUCCCAGCUUUAUAGAAGGGAAGCUAUGAAUCCUAAUUACAAUUAUCCAUUCUUCGCUAACCCGGGCUUCUAUUAUCCGAACCAAAGACUCAUGUCUCCAUAUGAUGGCAUUAGUUACAGAUCGGCGGAUGCCUUCCCUAUGUUGUACAUGGAUGCUCCAGCUUUUUGGCAAAACAAAGUGGCAAGAAGUCCUCGUCGGUUUUAUUCUCAGAGACAGGCAGGGGGAUAUGGGGGUGGUUGGCCACCUAUGCCCUCCUACUAUCAGCAAUAUGGUAACAGGUAUCAACCAUCCUAUCCCAGUCCAGCGCAGCAACCAAGAGGGCAUUAUCGACAUCAGUCCUCUUACGGUGGAUACAAGCCAUUUUCUUACGGCUACGCUCAGGGAAAGAAAGCGCCGGCCAGAAAACCCAUUGAAACGGAUGCUCAUAUGUAUUAUGGGAAAUAGAAUCUAUGUACUGCUUGAACUAGAUGCCAGAUUAGCCAAGUGAGUUAGCCAAAGGUUUGAGUUUUAAUUUCUGUGUAUUAUAAAUUGAUGCAAUGGACAUUUUAAGUAUGCAAGUUUCCAUUCAUAUUUAUUUUCACCAAUUCUUUUUUUAAAUUAUAGAUAUAAAAAAAUUGUAAUC
Molecule: messenger RNA, 1291 nt
Organism: Argiope bruennichi
Lineage: Eukaryota; Metazoa; Arthropoda; Arachnida; Araneae; Araneidae
Exons: 3
Coding region: 184-1113 (309 amino acids)
Source: RefSeq, a predicted model, not a curated record